Molecule: messenger RNA, 574 nt
Organism: Nilaparvata lugens (brown planthopper)
Lineage: Eukaryota; Metazoa; Arthropoda; Insecta; Hemiptera; Delphacidae
Exons: 2
Coding region: 26-574 (182 amino acids)
Source: RefSeq, a predicted model, not a curated record
AGCUGCUAGUCCCCACCCUGAACGCAUGAAACCUUUCAGACCGUCGCAGCCACUCGGUUUGGACGGGUUCACCAUAUCUAGCAACCCUCACACACAUGCACCGCUACAUCACGCGCACACACACCACCGCCAGCGGCCGCCCUAUGCGACCAGGAGUGUCGUCAGUGAGGGAGGAGGAGGGGGAGGGUUCAAGGCGGUCGAGUCCAGUGAUCAGCGCCAGGUUCCCACCAGUAUGUAUGUGCUGAAGCCACCCUCGCCAGAAAAAUCGGCCAGUUCGGAAGGGUCGUCAUUCUCCUACCAGGUGUUCGAUCAGCCGCAAGCGUCACCCGCACCGCAGCCGCAACCGCAACCGCCCAAAUACCGCACCAUAGUGCAGUUGCGGCCAGUGCAGCCGUCCGGCGUCAGUGGCGUCGUCAGUAAUCUGCUGCCCGGAUUGCGGCCGUCACGUGAUCUCGCCGGCGAGCAGACCGUGCUCAAUGCCAUACUGUCGCAGGAACUUUUGAGGAAAAACGCGGCAAAUAGGAACGCACCCAUUAUCGCGCAGACGGUUUAUGGUGUCAGGAGUUAUCGGUAG